CCUAUAAGUCUCAGCCAACGUCAUGCGCAGCCCCUAGAGGGUAGAGAGGAAACUGCAGCAAUGGCAAAAGCAGCAGGAGAAACACCACAGAAGGAAGGCCAGAAUGCACAAAGACAUGGCAAAGAGCAAGUCGCCUGAAGCAGUAGAAACAGAGUCCGGCACUGCUGUGGUGGAAGUUGGCUAAUUGUGAGUGGAAGUAAGCUGAACGAUACCGGGGGUGCUCAGUCUAAGUAGCAGAAGACCAUACAGAAACCAAAAGGUGUAGAAAUGAAGACGGCACUUACCCAGCAUUCAGGAAUCGGAGGCGCAGCAGCUGGCAAAAAGAACAGGACCUGGAAGAACCUGAAACAGAUUCUUGCUCUAGAAAGGGCAUUGCCAUGGCAACUAAAUGAUCCGAGCUAUUUUAACAUUGAUGCCCCACCUUCUUGCAAGCCUGCAAAGAAGUAUUCAGACAUCUCAGGACUUCCUGCUAGUUACACCGACCCACAAACCAAGCUGCGGUUCAGUACAAUAGAGGAAUUCAAUUACAUCAGGAUGCUUCCCACAGAUGUUGUCACUGGAUACUUGGCUCUAAGAAAAGCAACCAGCAUAGUACCAUAACAACUAUGAUCAGCAUUUUGCCAUUUAUUGGUUCAAACAAUGGAUUUUUCCAUAAUUUUAUUUCUCUUGAAUGACACAGCCUAAAAUACACAGUAUUUACUAAGAGGCACACUGCAGAUUUUUAUGUAAUCCUUGGAGUUGAGAUUUAAAGGAGUACUCCGGGAAAAUAAACGUUACCCCUUUCCACUGGAUAAGUGUCUGAUGAUCAAGGUGGGUCCAACCGCUGGUCUGGCUGAGGGGGGCCGUCACUUUUGCUUGUUUUGGAAGGAGGGGAGCACUCUGGGAACUGAUAGGUAUAGUGGUGAAAGUAAAGCACUGUAGGGAGAUUGCGGGGAGUCCAGCAGUCAUACUACCCAUGAUUAGACACUUAUCCUCUAUUCUGUGCAUAAUGGAUAAGUUUAUUUCACCAGAGUACCCCAGUUCCAAUGGAAGUUAAAAACUGUGGAUGUGUAGCUAAAACAUAUUCGCCCCUUGGAAUAAAGUGUAGAUCAGCAGCAACAUUCUAAAAUACCUCAGUAAUACAGAGACAUCGGUAAUACCUGGUGUCGCCUAGUAAUACCUGUCACCUAGUGUCACCAUUCCUGAAGGUCGCUUUGAAUGUUUAGUAGCAGAUUUUGCGUUUUGUAUUUUUUGUGGAUGUUCUCCACACAAUCAAUAUACAGCGCAUUCAUUUUUUCCCAUUUUAUGUUGUAGCCUGUGCUAAAAAUGUUUUUCCCUCAUUAAUCUUCAGCCAAUUCCAUGGAGAAUGUGAAAACAGAAUUUUAGAAGGUUUUUUUCAAAUUUAUUAAAAAGUAAAAACUAAAA
This is a messenger RNA of Hyla sarda, 1404 nucleotides long. RefSeq names its product INO80 complex subunit C (gene INO80C). Gene Ontology annotation, biological process: chromatin remodeling. Bases 268 to 600 code for a protein of 110 amino acids. Gene Ontology annotation, cellular component: Ino80 complex. Lineage: Eukaryota; Metazoa; Chordata; Amphibia; Anura; Hylidae. The transcript has 5 exons. The record is from RefSeq and is a predicted model, not a curated record.